Lingula anatina is the source of this 1876-nucleotide messenger RNA. RefSeq lists its product as uncharacterized. Gene Ontology annotation, biological process: glycine decarboxylation via glycine cleavage system; protein lipoylation. The record is from RefSeq and is a predicted model, not a curated record. NCBI's taxonomy places the organism in Eukaryota, Metazoa, Brachiopoda, Lingulata, Lingulida, Lingulidae. Gene Ontology annotation, cellular component: glycine cleavage complex; cytoplasm.
UCGAGCGUAAGGAUGGCUUCUGCUAGAUUAGUUAGGUGUGCAAGAUCUCUAUUUCGGACGAAUAUCAGUCUCUUUCCUCGACUUAGCACGAGUGCCAACCACCAAAUAAGAUGGCUAAGCUGCACACAAAACUUAACAAGUGAUAUUCCAAAAGACCGCCUUUACACAGAAGAACACGAGUGGGUGAAAGUGGAAGGAAGCACAGGGCUAAUAGGAAUCUCAGACUAUGCCCAGGCUCAACUUGGGGACCUGGUAUAUGUUGAGCUGCCAGAGUUAGAUGCCGUUUUCACCAAAGGAGAUGUGUGUGGGACGUUGGAAAGUGUGAAAGCUGCUAGUGAUCUGUAUUCACCAGUCUCAGGGCAAGUGAUAGAAGUCAACAAAACUUUGGAUGAGUCGCCAGAAACUAUCAACCAGUCGCCAUAUGAUAAGGGUUGGCUGAUGAAGGUUGAAUUGGGAAACUCAGAAGAACUGAAAGAUCUAAUGGAUGCUGAGGCUUACAAGGCUUUCAUACAAGAAGAAUGAAAUUUGUGAUUAUGAGAUAAGGUCCCAGUCACUAAAUUUUUUGGUUCUUUAAAAUGGUUACCUCUCGAUUAUUAUGCGUAUAUACAUGGUAGAAUAUUACAUGAAACUUAAAUGAAGAAAAUUGGUGGGGUAUAAUAAGUAAAUGUGUGGAGUUGACAACCAUGUGUGUUAAUUUUUUUUAAAUUGAUUCAUUGAUGUAAGGGAUGUUUAUAAGGGAAUUGUAGGUCUAUGCAUGAGGUAUUUUUGAAGGUCAUCUUGAUGCACAGGUGGAAGAGUACAACAUGUACAAACAUGCACAUUAAAUUUUUGCUAUUAUCAUAAGAAAAAAUGAAUAAAUAGAUUAUUAAAUAGUUAAAUCAUACUAUUACUAUUAUCAAAAGCUCUUUAAAAUACUGACUUAGUUGUAGGAAAUUAAUGAGAUUCUAAGGUAAUGAUGGGAGUAGUCUUAUGUUCCGUUUUUUUUAUUUCACUAUUGGUAGUUAGGCAGCAUUUUUAUACACUUCUCAAUGAAUCUGCGCAUUUAAAACUCAAAAAUUGCCAACUCUAUGCAUUUGCUGCCAUUUUACUGCCAUUAUUUUAAGCUUGUUUCCCGUUGUUUUUGAGGUGUUAUGUCAUUAUUAAUGACAUAUUAUAUAGUGGAUGUUAAUAUUUUGAGUUCUGAAAUGUUGUCAACUUGUGUUUCUUGUUGUAGAUGUUUGUACCAACCUGAAAAUUGUAUUUUUCCUUGAAAACUUCUUAUUUCUCAAUCAACUGAGACUAACUGUUUUAUUUGUGGUUCUCUUCCAUGAUUAUGAAAGUUGUGUGUCAAUGAAUUUUGAUUUUCUUGUUUGAAAUUGUUAGUCCAAAAAUAUUCCAGGCCUCUUUUUGCUAUUUGUUGGUGAAGCGCAUUGGAUGGUAUAUUACUGAUGAAAAAAAUCACUGGUGUUAGUUAAGUUGUAAAAAGUGAUUGAUGUACGUUGUUUCACAAAUCAUUCUGCUACAAAAUUCGUAGGUAACCUCUAUCUGCAUGUUAUUUUACAUUCAUACUUAAAGGACAAUGAAAACAUAAAUGAUAUGUAUGUAAUUUUUACCUAGUACCUCUGUUUUGCUUUUAUUAAGCAAUCAACAAUGUCAAUUCUUCAUGGUGUUUUUGUAUUAAAUAUUAAAUAUUAGUAACACUUACUUAUGCUGUAUUACAUGUGGAGUUGGGGGUCAUUUGGAGCCCAACUAUAAAGAAAAGUUUGAAUCAUGUCUAAGACACAGUGUAAGAUUGUAUUAGAAAGAGGGGGGUCAUUAAUGUAGUCUAAGGGUGCUUUCCCAGAGGUUUAGAUCGAUCUAAAGAUUAAGUUUUAGAUCGACCUAACUCCCUGGGGGU